CGAGAAGCGCGCGAGUCGCUGUGGCGCGCGGCGAAGGAACAGCCGUUUGCUUUCGAAGCGCUCCUUCAGCGGCCCCCAGACAGGCCUCGCCGGAGUCGCUCAAGCCACGCGCUCUGCACUAACGAUCCAAUCCCGAGCCGGGUAACGGGUGGCGCUUCGGGGCAGCCGUUCUCGACUCAGGAGCGGCCCGACUCUCUUCGCCCCUCGCCUGCCGGUUCCUGGGAGCGCGUUCCUUUUAACUCAAGUUAUUGUCGGGCUCUGAGACUAUUAAACUGGGUGCCUCGCUUCUCUCUUUGGUGUUUGACUGGCGGUGCCUUAAUGUUUCCGUUCACUUGGGACUAACUCUUCGGAGUAGUCCCGCUGGGGUUUAGGAGAGGAGAGAAUUGUUAGAAAGUCUUUCGGAGCUAUUCAAUGCGCUUCAACCAUGGGCCGUAAACAUGAAGGAAAGGGGGGUUCGACUUUAUAAGUGUCCUUAUAAAGGCGUGUUUUUCUUUAUUUCACGUGAAGGAGCAUAAAGCGCGUGCUGGCUUCUGUCUUUUCCAGCCCCACGCCGCUUUUCUGGUUUCUUUCUGCCUUCCAAGAGCUUCGCUUUUCUUUCCAGCCAUCAGGGGGCGCUUUAAUACGUAGUGACCGGAAGACUCUAAAAGACCCCGUCGCCUAGCAACCGCCCUCGUAUCCUAAACAAAACUGACACGCGGGGAGAGAAAUCGGCACCCGCAUUUGGCAGCUGGCAACCCUACUGCUGAGAAAGGCUGGAGUAUGUCACCCGCUAGGAACUCUUUUCCAUUCCCUCAUUACGAAAAUGAAAACACAUACAGUGAUAAUAGGAAUGCACAGAACACCUCCUAUGGCAUGCCCUCCCAUCUUUCUCAGCAACAAGAUACCUGGAGUAGGCUACAUGGAACAGCAACUUUGGCAAGCAUUAGAAGAGAAGUCUGGUACUCAGACUCUGAGAUUUCUAAAGACAGUUUGGAUUUUAAUCUCAGUUCUCUAUACAAUCACCAUGAAGACCUGCUUAAAAACAAAAGUCAAGUAGUCCUCCAUAAAGAGACCCUCCUGGAUGACCAUGGAACACUGAAGGUUUUAGAGCCUGUGAAGAAAUACACUUCAGUUCAGCAUCCUACCUCCAAGGGUAUUACUGUGAGACACUGGGUUAAUCCUGUAAAAGAAUCUAUCCACCACAUUGAGGGAGCCAUUGAAGCUCCACAUACUGCUGCCACAAAUAGUGGAUAUUCCCGUAAAGAGAAUGGUGGGAUCUUCUAUCAUUAAUGAUUUUUGCAGAGUCAUGUUGCAGCUUUAUUCCCUUUGGCCUGUAAUUGCUGCCCAUAUGCUAACUCUUGGCUCACUGUAUGCUUAGUUUUCAGAUCAUCCAUUAAACCAGCCAGCUUCACUGAAUUUUAGUAAAAGCUCAACUGUGCUGUAUUUGAAAAAGCAGCCUGUUCUUGCCAAUGGACCGAGCCCCAAACAUAAUAAUUCAGAUAUUUGAUUAGGAGGAGUCAAAUAAUAAAAUCUAGUCUACUUUGGACUCAGCUCCAAAGAAGAUACUAUUUAU
This is a messenger RNA of Thamnophis elegans (Western terrestrial garter snake), 1552 nucleotides long. RefSeq names its product chromosome 5 C1orf194 homolog (gene CFAP276). Lineage: Eukaryota; Metazoa; Chordata; Lepidosauria; Squamata; Natricidae. The record is from RefSeq and is a predicted model, not a curated record. The transcript is spliced from 5 exons. Bases 760 to 1269 code for a protein of 169 amino acids.